AGUAUAUCUCAUGCUGACGACACCACAUUCUUUACGAUAAUUUUGGAGCACAAAUUCUUCAUUGCAUUCAUGACAGGUUCCCGGAGGCCAUAUGGAAUAAACUGGCGUUUGAGAAAAACUGGAUCGCUAUUGAUUGGUAAUUUCACUGGGGGAUGUUCAUCUCGCAAAAGCGCCCCUGCCACUGGUGAUGUGAAGAAACCGCAUCGCUACAGGCCAGGGACUGUCGCGCUCCGUGAAAUCCGUCGCUACCAGAAAAGCACGGAAUUGUUGAUUCGCAAACUGCCUUUCCAACGUCUCGUCCGUGAGAUCGCUCAGGACUUCAAGACUGACCUGCGCUUCCAGAGCUCGGCCGUGUCCGCUCUGCAAGAAGCCAGCGAGGCUUAUCUGGUUGGCCUGUUCGAAGACACCAACCUUUGCGCAAUCCACGCCAAGCGCGUUACCAUCAUGCCUAAGGAUAUCCAAUUGGCGCGUCGCAUCCGCGAUGAACGUGCCUAA
Echinostoma caproni is the source of this 495-nucleotide messenger RNA. The record is from the annotation of a GenBank genome assembly. Lineage: Eukaryota; Metazoa; Platyhelminthes; Trematoda; Plagiorchiida; Echinostomatidae.